AACUAUGAACCCUAGAUCUCUGAAAUUUUAACGCAACACAUAUUAAAUAUAUUUAUAUCGAUUUUCAAAAUUUUUAAUUGAUAUCAUUAUUUCGACUUAUCUCUCAUACUUCCAUAACAUAUGUAAAUAUAAUUAUAUUUGAAUAGCCCGCGUAAGAGUUCAUUUCUUAAUUCCACGAGGGAUAUUUCGAUCGAACAGGUGAAUCGCGAUGGGACAUCACCCCGACAAUAAUUAAUGGCCGGCAUUGUAUAAUCUAUACUUAUAAAUAGUAUUUUACUUCAAAAGUAAAAAAUAUUAAUUAUUUGCGUGUCAAUACUAUUUUUUAUUGAAUGUUAAUUCUUUGUUUAUUAUUUGUUUAAAAUAAUUCCUGCAAAUCGUUAUUGUUAUAGGGAAUUAUAUGUUAUUUCAGUCUGUCAGGUCUUUGAAUGUAUAUACCCAUAGUCACUAAAAGUUGUGAUGUAGCAUUACUUGAUCGACACAUAACCCUAUAGUCGCUCAAAGACAAUAUCAAUUUACCUAGGAUAAGAAAUGAAACCAGUCAAAAUACCUGGAUUAUUUCCAAAUACAUGGAGAUAUGUAUUCGGUGAGUUUACUUUUCAUAAAAUAAAAGGAUUGAAGAAACCCACAUACAAAUGUACCUACAAACGAGCAUACGAGAAUUGUAAUGUAACGAUUACUAAAGAAGGUGGAAAAUAUAUUCAAAGAGUCCCGAAACACAAUCAUCCCGCACCACCGAACUCAAAAUUAAAACAAUCGUUAGGGAAGAAACUGGAAAACCUAGCUACUACAUCUCAUUUAUCAUCUAAUGAGAUUAUCAAUGUAUUACGUGAAAGUGCUGAACAAUCUGAAGUACGACGUGGUGCCAUGAAAACUCGCGUGUCUCGUACGAGAAAAAAAGCUUUGCCAAAAGUUCCGGAAUACUUUCACCAACUAAAAGAUAUUGUUCGAAAAUAUUCCAAGACGUCAUGUAUUUAUCGUGGACAAAUUGAAGCAGAAGAUGGAUCAUUAGCCAUAAUGCUUUCUACCAGUGAAUUAAUAAAACUGAUGGGAGAUUGUAAUGAAAUCCAAAUUGAUGGAGUAUAUGAGUCUGUCCCUGUUGAACCCUCCAUGGCACAAUUACUAAUAUUCUAUUUGCGGCGUAAUAAUAUCGGAUUACCAUGCCUAUUCAUUCUAUGCAAUUCUACAACUGAAGCUUUAUAUUCGGCAAUAUUUAAAGGUCUCGUAGAGCGCAUACCCACCAUGAAACAAAAUUUAAAAUCAAUAUUUUGUGAUUUUGAACCAGCGUUUAUCGCAGCUGCAAAGAAAUCUUUUGAUAAUGUAAAAUUACAGGGGACUUGGUUCAACUAUAUUAGAGUUGCCAGUAGACUAUGGAGGACUCUGAACUUGAAAGAUAAUUUAAAGCAUGAUAUACUUCGGUAUAGUUGGCUUAUACCAUUACUUCCACCUAAUCGCUAUGAAGAAGCUUUUAAUGAAAUAACCGCUACCAUACAAGAUACCAAUGAAAUAUAUGAUGAAUCUGAGGAGGAUCUUAUUUCAUUUAUACGGUGUCUGAGGGGAUUGAUUGGGUCAAAACCUGAGGCAACUUCCUAUUACAAUAAUCAUCAAAACGCAAUAAAUGUAGCAGAAAAUUUUAAUAGACAUAUUGCUAAUAACCUUGGAGGUUAUAAUCCAAAUUUAUUUACAUAUCUUGAACGAAUAAGAAGAAAUUGCAUUGAUAGCCAUGAAAAAUGGAUGAAGCUAGAGAAUGGAAUAGAAUUAAUUCAAUUCCAACGCAAUCGAUACAUUUUCGUUAAUGGUCAUAUUAUUGAACAGCUGACAAGACUCGAUAGCGGAGAGCUUUCAAUGAUUGAUUUUUUCAAAAAUGCUGCGACAGCUACGAUGAUUGAUGAAAUACUCCACCAGCUUCAAAUCGUUCAAUAUCGAGGUGAUGACAGAAAAUCUAAAAUUCCCGUUGACAUUCUAUUGGCAUCUGAGGAUGGUAAUCAAUUAUCAAAUUUACAACUCUAAAUGCCGCUAAAAAAACCGAGUUGAAGAGAAGGAAAAAAGGUGUGUAAUAUACUACUUCACCAUACCUGUACCUUCACCUGUACCGGAUAUUAUCAAGUGGCCUCAAGGAGAUGAAAUAAAUAAAACA
This is a messenger RNA of Microplitis demolitor, 2134 nucleotides long. RefSeq lists its product as uncharacterized. The record is from RefSeq and is a predicted model, not a curated record. NCBI's taxonomy places the organism in Eukaryota, Metazoa, Arthropoda, Insecta, Hymenoptera, Braconidae. The transcript has 10 exons. Bases 529 to 2007 code for a protein of 492 amino acids.